Fulvia fulva is the source of this 534-nucleotide messenger RNA. RefSeq lists its product as uncharacterized. Lineage: Eukaryota; Fungi; Ascomycota; Dothideomycetes; Mycosphaerellales; Mycosphaerellaceae. Bases 1 to 534 code for a protein of 177 amino acids. The record is from RefSeq and is a predicted model, not a curated record. The transcript has a single exon.
AUGUCCAGAUCAUCGAACAUUAGCCCCGUUACCUCCUCCACCGGCACCGAAGAUAGCAACGAUAUACAAGAAAAUGCCGCUGAGACACCCAGCGAUCGCAGCCGUACCUCGCGGAGAAGAGCCAUGGGCCGCUCGCCAGUAUCCAACCAAGACCAAGACUCAGAAGACAUCCAACCUUCCGAAGAUGGCUCACAACGUUCUUCACCCUUAGUAGACCGACAACGGCGCUCUGAAAAGCUCCGUUCCAAGGCCGACAAAGCCAACGCUGCUGAUGAAGAGGAAGACGUAGGCCCUCCUGCUGCAUCGACCAGAUCCAAGAAGAAAGAUAAGCUGGAGAAGAAGAAGAAGUUGUGCAAGUGUAAUGGUAAAGUCCAAGACGAUCGAACUAUCGUGUGCGCGAAUCUCGAUUGCGAGAAGCAGUGGUGGCAUUGGAAGUGUGUUAAGUUGGAAGCAGAGCCGGAAAGGCAAUGGCUUUGUGGACCGUGUGGGAUUCUGCCAGCUUGUUAUACUAGGUAUAGGGAGGACCAGGAGUAG